Messenger RNA from Linum trigynum, 2066 nucleotides. NCBI's taxonomy places the organism in Eukaryota, Viridiplantae, Streptophyta, Magnoliopsida, Malpighiales, Linaceae. The record is from the annotation of a GenBank genome assembly.
UCCAUUGUCAUUCCUACCAAUAAAUGCUUUUCCUAAACUUUCCUUUAAAGAGACCAUAAUCACACAUCAUAGAUAAGGCUGGCUAUUUGGUCCGGAUUUUUUGAAUUUACCCGAAAUCGGACCGUAUAACCCGGACCGGGACCAGGUAGCAAACAAUCCAAUCCAAUUUUUGGCCCUAGAUUUGAGGUAAAAAACCGCUUGGGACCGGACCGAAAACCGGAUAGAGAUCGGAGAAGAGAGCCCAACACCCAAAAUUUAACCUCCUCACCCUUUCAGGCCUUAGGCCACUCAAAUUCCCCCUCGGGUCACUCAAAUCCUCACAAGCUCAAUCUAAAAUCAAGACCGAAUUGAGACCGGACCAAAUCAAAACCGUAUUGUAUUCAAUCCGAUCUUUGAUCCUUAUAUUCUCGAAAAGACCAGACCGAGACCGGAUCAAUUCGGGCCAAUUUAACCGGAUCGUACCGUAUAUCCACCCCUAAUCACAUAUCUUCCCAAAAAAAAAAAUUGUUCCCGCCAUGGAACACGAUGAUAGUAAUUAUGGAUUGUUGUGAUCUCUUAAAGAGCUGAUUCAUACCGUCAAUGAGAAAGCAAGAAAGAAAUAACUAUUGAAGCACAAUCCAUCUAGAAUCCCCCGUGUCAAAUUAAUUAGUCUCAAAUAGACACAGAGAAACGGAAGUCCCCUAACAAAGUCCAACACACGACCAUGUCGCCCCAUAAACUCAGAUUCAUAAUUAUCAAGACCCAAGAGACAGAGAGAGAGAAAUCAAAUCCCAAAUCAUGUUAUGGAAAGAGCGUGUCCAUGUUUAAUUAGUCCCGCCCGUUCCCAGUGUCAGCGUCGUCCCCAAUCUUCCAUCUCCCCAACAGUACAAAUAAGAACCCCCGCCCUUUAAAUUAAAUCCCCUGUUUUCUCCAACCUAACCCUUCUCCCUCUCUCUGUUUUCCCAGUCCAUCUCUGCGAUUCGUUCCAGCUAUGGCUGGUUCCGGUGCUUUCCCUUGUCUCGCAACUCUCCUUCUUGUUCUUCUGCAAACGCAGCUGAUCGCCGGCGACCUGCUGUCGCCGAUUUUCCCUCCGAUCGUGGGCAACGUAUGUGAGAACGUGGAAUGCGGGAAAGGCAAGUGCAAGCCGUUGACUAACGCCACCGUCCCUCCCUACGAAUGCGAGUGCGACGACGGGUGGAAGCAGACCCGACCCGAUCCCAUGGACGGCGUCACUUUCCUCAAUUUCCUCCCCUGCAUUGUCCCCAACUGCUCCAUGGAUCUGUCCUGCAACAAGCCAGCAGAGGCGCCGGCUCAAGACAAGAUUGGCAAGUCCAAUACCACUCUUUUCGACCCAUGUAAUUGGGCAGAUUGUGGAGGCGGAUCCUGCAACAAGACAUCCUUGUUCACCUAUACCUGCCUAUGUUCCGAGGGAUACAAUAACCUUCUCAACACAUCCCUCUUCCCUUGCUACAAAGAAUGUGCGGUUGGGACGGAUUGCAAGGACCUGGGGAUUACGAUGCAAAGCCCACCUGCUCCAACGCCUGCAUUGUCCCAAAACGAUGGUACUAAGAAUCAAGGGAGUAGAAUUGGAAGAGGGAUGAUGUUAAAUUGGGCUGUGGUGUUGAUGGCGUCGGUAGCUGUUGUGGUUCAGUGGAGAUAGAAAAGCAAGAGAGUUGGUUUUGGUUGCGACGAUUAGGAAGACAGAGACCUGAGUUUUCUGUUACGGAGAGGUUUUGGACAUGGCUGAUGUCUACAAUACGUGCGCUGUUUCAUUUUGUGUCCAUUUUGUUUCAUAGGAAAUAAUAAAACUGCGGGGGUGGGAUGGAUUCUUUCAUAUUUGGUAGAGAUUGUUGAUUGGAAACGCCAUUGCCAGGGCUUGUUAGUUAUGCUAGUAAUAAACACUUGAAACAGAAAGUGCUUUUCAGUGAUUUGGUUGGUUGUAUAGAAGGACAACGCACUUGAUUGAAUGUUUUAUUCAUUGCCCUUUUCUUCUUCUACUAGUUUCAGUUUGUGUGUGUGAAUUGAUAUACUGGUUUUACAUUCCGAUCAGAAGAAGAUAUGGACCGACAUAAAUUUUGAAUUGGAUU